CACAAGACUUACUCGUUUAAGGAGCAGCUAUUUUCAUUGAAAGAUCCUCUUCUUGGGCUUGGUCCCUUUCGUUCGGUAGGGUGAGUAUGUGAUCAGACUUCAACUUUCGUUCCGGUUUUCGCGCAUCGCAAGAUUCUCGGGGAAUCAUUCCCCUUCCUUCGCUGCUUUCGAGCUUUCGGCCGCGAGAGGCGCUUGUGAGGGUCGUGGUCGAAUUUAACUGCGCCCGUGCGAUUGGAUGUGAGGAUGGAAUACACCCGCGGCCGACAACAACCACCGUCGUGCAAUUGCUAAAUACAGAUCGCGACUUCCAUCCGGGGGAGUCCCAACUGCCUUGUGUCAUGUUGGCAGCAGCGAAGAGCGUCGUCGUCUGCCCCAAACACGUUCGAGCUGGAGCAGGCUGUGUGUUGUUUAAUGAUUUUCGCUUUGCUAGCAAAGCAACCCCAGUAGCAAUGGCCCUUAUUGAUACAGAGUUUCCUGUAUCUGCCCUUUUGCCAAAAAAGGAAACCGGCGUGACGUCCUUUUUAGCCAAGUAUCCUGAAUACGAUGGCCGAGGUAUUACCAUCGCUAUACUGGACUCGGGAAUUGAUCCCGGCGCUCCUGGGCUGCAGGUCACUACAACUGGGGAGAAAAAGCUGGUUGAGGUAUAUGAUUGCAGUGGAGCAGGUGAUGUUGACAUUUCAACAAUUGUUAAAGUGAAAGAUGGUCAAAUUGUUGGUUUAACAGGGAGGACUUUAAAGAUACCUACCACAUGGAAGAAUCCCACAGGGAACUAUCAUAUAGGUGUUAAAAAUGCUUAUGAACUCUACACAUCUUCGGUCAGGGAACGUAUUGCCAAAGACAAGAAGGAAAAGCAUUGGGAUCCUGCUCAUAAGCUUGCAGCUGCUGAAGCUACUAGAAAAUGCAGGGAGUUUGAAAAGGAACAUCCUCAAGAGUCUAGCAUGAAACCACUUGAUAAAAUGAUAUCUGAUGAUCUUGAAGCCCAAGUUGAGGUACUGACAGAAGCAGAUAAGAAGUAUUCUUCCCCUGGACCUGCUUAUGACUGUGUUGUUUUUAAUGACGGUGAUGUUUGGAGAGCGUGCAUUGAUACCUCCUGCUCUGGUGAUCUGGCAUCAUGCAAGGUAGUUGGAGAGUAUAGCAAGACCUAUGACUAUGCUCAACUCACACCCUCUGAUCAAUUCAACUAUGCUGUAAAUGUGUGGGAUGAAGGAAAAAUCCUUGAAAUAGUGGGCAUGUGCUCAAGCCAUGGGACCCAUGUGGCAGCAAUUGCAGCAGCAAAUUUCCCAGAUGAGCCUGAAAAAAAUGGUGUUGCUCCUGGUGCCCAGGUUAUUUCAUUAUGUAUUGGUGAUUUACGUCUCUCUUCAAUGGAGACUGGAACAGCCAUGACUAGAGCCAUGAUCAGAGUAAUACAAAACAACAAACGAAAAAUUCAUGUUAUGAAUAUGAGCUAUGGAGAACAUCCCCAUUACUCCACAUCUGGAAGGGUCAUUGAUAUGAUCAAUGAUGUUAUUGAUAAAUAUGGGCCUGUGUGGGUAUGUUCUGCUGGAAAUGAAGGACCAGCACUUAGUACUAUCAGCACACCACCCAAUGUCAAUGCUAAUACACUAAUUGGUGUGGGAGCGUAUGUAUCUCCUGAGAUGAUGGUAGCUGAAUAUUCUCUUCGUCAGAAGCUUCCUGGCACUUCAACCACAUGGACCUCAAGAGGACCAACACCCACUGGAGAUCCAGGAGUAAAUGUUUGUGCACCUGGUGCUGCUAUUACAUCUGUUCCUCAGUUUAUGUUGCGAAACUGCAUGCUCAUGAAUGGUACAAGUAUGGCAUCGCCUCACGUUUGUGGUGUUGUUGCCUUGCUGCUUUCGGGAAUGGUGCAACGCAAUUUGCCAUACACUCCGUACUCUGUUAAAAGAGCUCUUGAGAACUCAGCUCAAUUCAUAGAUUCACAGGAUAAAUUUGGACAAGGAGAAGGCUUGGUACAGGUGGAAAAAACUUUUGAUCAUUUGGCUACAUAUCACAAUCAGCCAGAGAGGAAUGUCCGUUUCCAUUUGACUUGUGGCAAUCAAAUGAUGAGAGGUAUUUAUCUUAGAGAUGCUUUUCGAGACAAACCUGAGGAUAUAGUUGUGAAAGUUGAUCCAGUUUUCUUCAAGAGCUCCAGCUUAGAGUCUUAUCCUGAAAGGACAAAUUUUAACAUGAACCUCAUCCUUACGUGUGAUAAACCAUGGGUCUCCCACCCUUCUCAUUUAUGUUUAAUGAAUAUGUCAAGAACCAUCUCCAUUCGAAUUGACCCAACCAGUCUGCCUACAGGAGUGCAUACAACAAGUGUAAAGGCCUAUGAUUCAUCUUGUGUGGAGAAAGGACCAGUGUUCCGCAUUCCUAUCACCUUAGUGCAACCACAUGUGUUCCCUGCUGACCAAGAGAAAAAAGAACUUGUUUUUACUGAUGUUGUUUUGAAACCAUCCCAAAUGCAACGCCACUAUAUAUUAGUUCCAGAGAAUGCUACUUGGGCUGUUAUAAAGUUGCUUGCAAAUGAUAAAUGCAAUGUAAGACUUCAUACGCUACAGCUCAGACCAAGAAAAACAAGCAAGUCUAAUCAGUACCACAAGUCUAUUCAACUGAUUCCCAGCAUUGAAUCAGUCCACAGUUUUGCUGUUAAGGGAGGAAUUAUUAUGGAAGUGGUAGUGGCGAAAUUUUGGACCGAUAUGUCAGAAAGUGGCCUUAACUACUCAGUCACAUUUCAUGGAAUCAAACCUGAUCGGUCUGAUGUCAUCAUGCAAGCCACACAAGGAAUUCUUUCAAUGGAUUUGUACAGUGGACCAAUUUCAGAGGAAUUAGCCCCAAGUGCUAGCCUCAGAGCUGUGGUAUCUGUUUGCAAGCCAAUUGAUGCAAAGGUUGGAGUUUUAUCACCUGAUCGUGACAUGAUUCCUGAUGGCAGACAGAUCUAUGAACUUCAGUUGACUUACACGUUCCAAAUCAAACAUGAAACUGAUGUGACUAUCUGCUGUCCGUUUUUGAGUCAUUUGCUGUAUGAAUCUGAAUAUGAAAGUCAGUUAUGGAUGCUGUUUUCUUCUUCAAAGAAAUACAUCUGUAGUGGAGAUGCAUAUUCCGACUCAGCCAGUUCUAUCAAGCUGGAUAAGGGAGAGUACACUCUUCGCAUGCAUGUUCGCCAUGAGCGGAAGGAUCUGCUUGAAAAGCUUAAUGAUAAACCUAUGUUAGUUUCCCAGAAACUUUCUUCAGUGCUUACGCUAGAUAUUUAUGGAACAGAGCAGGCUGCGAUUACUGGUGGACGGCAGCUUUCUGGCCAUGUUUUGCACAAAAAUCAGAUUUUACCUGUAUACAUUGCACCUAUCACAAAUGACAAGAAAGAUAGAAUUGCAAAGGCAGCUUCAUUGGGGCAAUAUCUCUCAGGCUCCAUCUCCUAUGCUAAGGAUGAGCUUGGUAAAAAAGCAUGUGUCUACCCCCUUCGUUACAUUUUGCCAGAAAUAACGAAAAGCAGUAGUUCAUCUAACAAAAGUUCGUCAGCUGAAAAGGAGGUUAAAAAUGGUGCCAGUUCUAUCACCCUUGGACCAGUGAUAAGUACAUCUGCCAUUGGAACCUCUGAGCCUAGCACCAGCUCACCAUCAAAAGACAGCAAAGAUAAGUCAAAAAUGAAGGGUGAAGAUUACAAUGAAGCCCUUCAGGAUUUCAAAAUUGGCAUUCUUGAAAAACUUGAGAGGGGUGAACAUGCAGAUGCAUUGUAUGAAGAACUUCGUGCAGCAAAUCCACAAAAAUUAUCCAUAGCAAUGGCUAUGUUGAAGAAUUUGAAAUCCUCCUGGGAUAAAUCACCAUACCCCAUAAUGGGAGAUUUGACAGCACCUUGUGGAGAUCCAGCCCUUCUUAAUCGAGUACUGACUUUAGUUUCCCACAUCAUUGAAAAUGCAGAUCAAAAUGCUGUUCUUGCACAUUAUGGAACAAAAGUAGACCUGAAUUCCGAUGCAGCUAAAGUGAAGAGCCAUUUUGAUCAAUUGAAAAAUACUAUAAUUGAGGCAUAUGUUGCAAAGGGAAUUGUCCUAUGUUGUCAGUAUCUGCUCAAUUCAGACCUUGAGAAAGACUCAAAAGAAAUAAAGGACAAGGCUGCAAACUUAGUAGAAAUUGAUUGUGUGAGGCGCGAACUUUUGAAAUUUGUGGAUCAAAAAGAUUCAACUAUUCAGAUAUUCUUGAUGUGGCAUGCAGCCCUCCACGGCUUUUUAGGACGUCUUAUUAGAUUGAUUUUAAAUUGUUCAAAUGAGAAACCUUCAAAGGAGUUGGACCGUGCUUUGGUUGCUGCAUUGAGGUCAAAUGGUUGGGAUUAUUGGGCAAAUCACAUUGAAGAAAGCUCACAUGUUCGCUUCCCUCUUUCAUAUAGAUUGUUUUAAAUUGUGUGAGUGUUUGAGUACAUAUAAAUAUCUAUCUAAUCUUUAUAUAUAUGUUUAUGAGGCCUGAAUUACGGUAUCAAGAAAACUGAAUAAAACUAAUCAUCAACACAUAGUUUGUGAAAAUGUUUGCCGAAUCAAUGCAUCUUUCUCUUCAGAAUAUUUAGGAGGAAGGCUAUGCCUGACUAUUCUCCCAUUAAAAUAUGACCAAAGAGUUGUGUGAGUAUUUCUGUAGGCCCAACUGAUAAAGGUGAAUUGGGACCAUCAAAAAAUUAUAAAUGCAAUUAUUUUAAGAACCUAAAAGAGUUUAUUUCUAACAUUUUGUUGUAAAUCAAGACCACAUAAAAAUGGAUGGAUGGGUGGAUUUGUUGAUUUAUUUGUGGGGUACAGCAACUUAAAUCAACAUAAAUACUGUGUGUUGUGUGUACGGUAUCUACGGUCUUUAAAAAAAAAACAUUUUUCAAUAUCUAAAAUUAUUUUUCUGGAAUGUGACUUAAGCUAUAAAAUUGUCCAAAUCUCGAGGGGGAAAAAAAUUGUAUCCAUGUAAGUUUUAAGUCAGAUUAAUUUACGAUUAGAAAUUCCCUGAAUUCCUCUCACUUUUGUGUGGACAAGGGUUACCUUGCGAGUUAAGAAAUGUAUCUGUAAGUUAUUAUAAUCUGCUUUCUCAAGGAAAAGCUCAUUAUAUAUAGUAUAUCAGUAUAUCAUUCAAAUGUGUUUUCUUUCUACUUUAAAGACAUCUGUUCCAAUUUUGCACCUAUGAACACAUCAUCCCUAAGUUGUAUGUUUAAAGUUUACUUCCAACUGACUGAAAACCUGAAAUUUUGUUUGCUGAUUUGAUUGUGUAGGCUAAUGUAUUGUACCUACAUAAUUGUCCAUGUAUGAACAGACUUGUCUAUGCUAUAUAAUGUUUGUUUUCCUGGAAUGAAAUAGAGACUUUAUUAUUACUAUUUUAAAA
Frankliniella occidentalis (western flower thrips) is the source of this 5337-nucleotide messenger RNA. It is a transcript of the gene TppII, whose product is annotated as tripeptidyl-peptidase 2. The record is from RefSeq and is a predicted model, not a curated record. The transcript is spliced from 19 exons. Bases 339 to 4385 code for a protein of 1348 amino acids. Lineage: Eukaryota; Metazoa; Arthropoda; Insecta; Thysanoptera; Thripidae. Gene Ontology annotation, molecular function: serine-type endopeptidase activity; tripeptidyl-peptidase activity. Gene Ontology annotation, biological process: proteolysis. Gene Ontology annotation, cellular component: cytosol.